UUAUAUUGUUAAUGUAUUUGCGUUUAAUGUCUUGUGCAUUUAAAACAAACUCGUGUUAUGCAGCUUAUGUGGGGCUUUCCACGCCAAUCCUUUUUCAUUUUUUCACGUGAAACCAGGUCCUAGCCUCCAACCCUACCCUUAUAUAUAUAUAAAUACAAACAAUUACCCUCCACCCGACCUCCAACCCAUAAAACCCAAAAACCAUAUCCCUAUAAUUCUUCAUCAACCUCACAACCCUAACAACACCAACAAACAACAACAAUGGCCCCGCCGGCGCCGGAGCCUCCCCUCCACGUCAUGCUCGUCUGCUUCCCCGGCCAGGGCCACAUCAACCCUUUCCUCCGCCUCGCCAACCUCCUCGCCUCCCACGGCCUCCGCGUCACCUUCACCAUCAACCUCUCCACCGGCCGCAAAAUGAAAUCCCUCCCAUCCUCCCAGUGCCGAAGUCAGGAGUUGAAAUUAGAGCCCAACACCUCCUCCUCCCACUCCGGCGCCGUCCACUUCGACUUCUUCGACGACGGCCACGACGAGGAGUCCAUCAAGCGGGUCCCACUCGACCAGCUCAUGACCCUCCUCGAACAAACCGGUCGAAGGGCCCUACCCGAAAUGGUCCGAAAGUACGCCGAACAAGGAUCCCCGGUGUCGUGCUUCGUCAGCAACCCGUUCCUACCCUGGGUGUCCGACGUGGCAGCCACGCUGGACAUCCCCUGCGCCGUCCUCUGGAUCCAAUCCUGCGCCUCCUUCACAACCUACUACCACUUCCACAACAAACUCGCCGAGUUCCCGACUCCCGAGGACCAGGAACGCGACGUCGUUCUGCCCGGGAUGCCCAGACUCAAGCACGACGAGAUCCCCAGCUUCCUUCAUCCAACGACGCCGUAUGGGUUCCUCGCCACCGCGAUUCUCGGCCAGUUCGCCCACCUGGACAACGUGUUCUGCGUGCUGAUGGAGACUUUUGAGAGACUGGAGGAGGAAAUCAUCGGCCACGUGUCGAAAUUUUGUGAGGUGAGGCCCGUGGGCCCGCUCUGGCUUGGGGCUAAGGCUUCUGUUGGGCCGGGGGAUUUAAUGGAGGCGGAUGACGACUGUAUAGGGUGGCUGGACAGGCAGGAACCCACCUCGGUCGUGUACGUGUCGAUGGGGAGCAUCGUGGGGAUCUCGGCCCAGCAACGGGCCGAGAUGGCCUACGGGCUGAUGGGCUCGGGCCUUCCUUUUUUAUGGGUGGUCCGGCCCAGUCACGACGAGGGUGAAGAUGCCAACCUAGGCAUGCCCGAGGGGUUGGGGGAGAGGGGGAAGGUGGUUAGGUGGGCCCCGCAGGAGGCGGUGCUGGGACACGUGGCGGUGUCAUGCUUCGUGACGCACUGCGGGUGGAACUCAACGCUGGAAGCGAUCGGGAGCGGAAAGCCCGUGGUGGCUUUCCCGCAGUGGGGGGACCAGGUGACGGACGCGAAGUUUCUCGAGGAGGUUUUUCGAGUCGGGGUGAGGAUAGGGCGGGGGGACACGUGGACGAAGCUCGUUACGAGGGAGGAGGUGGAGAGGUGUCUGAGGGAGGUGACGGUGGGCCCACGGGCGGCGGAGAUGAGGGAGAACGCGACGCGGUGGAAGAGGGAGGCGGAGGCUGCGGUGGAGGAAGGAGGGUCGUCGGAGAGGAACGUGAGGGAGUUUGUGGAGGAGGUGAAGAAGAAGAGUGUGGAGAUGAUGACUAGGAGGAAGACUGAAACGACGACGUUGUAGUGGCCCGCAUUGCGGAAGGUAUAUAGAGCCAAUAAAUGGAGCACACGUGUAUGAUGAUUUUAGCCAUUUGAUUUGGUUUCUAUCACUCGCUUCUUCUGUCUAAAAUAAGGGAUUUGGUUAUUUGUUAAAUGAAGGUAUUAAGCUUAAUUUUAACUGUUACUUGACUAUAUGUGAAUUUCAAGUACAUAUUGAGAGAGAAUGAUUUUUAAAUUCUCUUCACACAAAAAAAUGACAUGUUUGUAAAUUUCUUAAUUUUCAGUUGCAAUAAAUCAGAGAAAAAUAUACAUCGCGGCACCCAUAGUCCCAUACAUAAUUUCCGAAAAUUUUGGACUUAUUUGUGAAAAUACUAAAAUUUAGAUGAUCCAAUGUAAUAGAGUAUAUGGUUAGAUGCUAAAUUAUUUUAUAUUUUAAAAAAACGGUAAUGUUUGGCCAGCAAAUUCAAAACUGAAAAGAUGAGAACUCCGAGAAGUGGGGAUUUACUACGUAGUACGUACCAAAUAUACUAUAUGUAUGCAUGCAACUGUAAAUCUACGGAAAUAAAUUGUCAAAUAAAAAAAAAUAUAUAUCUGGAAAUAAGGCAUGCAAUCACUUUUCCGAGCAUUUUCUUGACGUCACGGCAUACGAAACUGUGACAUGAUCCGUCCACACUUCCACUGAGGUAUCUCGCAUUCUCGCUGACGGCGACUCCCACCAAAACUAGAGAAAAUAAUUGGGAUCGUGAAGGGCAGGCAGACCCACAGGUGAUGACAAUUUCAACCCGCCACGUGGGUAUUAUCCGACUUGACCCGUGAUGGGACGGGUAUCACCCGACCCGCAGUAGUAUGGGGCGGGACAUGGGUAUCUAUUUCCGACAUGCCCUGCUCCACCCCGCCCCAUUCUAGACUCAUUUUAUCUCAAUUUCUUACAAUAUCUAUACAUAUUUCUCUUAUUUUGACUUUUCUUCAAAUAGUUAGAGUCAAUCUUUCAACUUGUUAGACUCAAUUAUCCAUUCAAUUAUCAAUAUUUUUCAUUCUUAAAGUGUUUUUCCCUACAUUUUAUUGUAAAAAGUAAAAUUUACUUGUAUUUUUUUGAAACACAUGUAAGGGUGGGUCGACCUGCCCCGCCCCGACCCGUUAUAGCGUGAAGCAGGGUAUGAGAAUUGAGGUACCCGCCCUGCUCCGCCCCAUUGCCAUCACUACCACAUAAUACGACCAACCAAGUAGGGCCAGGCUGGCUGGCGUCCUUUUAACUUUGUUUAUAUUUAUUUAUUUAUUGUUUGGUUUAGCUUCGAUCCGUCCAACUUAUUAAUGGAAUCAGGUUCAAGGACAAACGAAAAACAACACAAAGGAAUCAGGAAGACGACAGCGUAUCACUUUCACUAAUCAGUACUAUGGAUCGGGCUCCAAAUUGUGGAAAGCGACAAAGAAAGUUUUGGGCCAAGAAGAAGUUCACCUUGUAUCUUACGAACGCAUGGCAGCAAAUCCAACCGCAUUACCGUCUAGUAAACAGCCGAACAGAAACUUGGCCACAGGUUUCGCUUUCGCAGCAUAUUUACAAUAAAAUUGGGCCCGCUGACUAAGCCAACCUGACCAGGCCCGGCCCGGUUGUGUUUCGGAUUCAUUAGUAGUGGGCCAAUACUAAGGUGUCGCUGUGAAAAAUAGCGGCACCGGUAACGCGGCUUUCAUUGAUCCACGUGGUUGUGAUGUGGCACCAAUUCUGCUUGAUAAAUACCAACCGAACCUCCAUUGACUCGUUAGUAAUGGCCCAAACAAAGUAAUGGCGAAAGGUUCUCCGUCCAACGAGCUGUGUUGCUGUUUUUUUUUUUUUCAAUUUAUUAAAUUAAAAUCCAUGGAAAUGC
This is a messenger RNA of Linum trigynum, 3568 nucleotides long. The record is from the annotation of a GenBank genome assembly. NCBI's taxonomy places the organism in Eukaryota, Viridiplantae, Streptophyta, Magnoliopsida, Malpighiales, Linaceae.